AUGUGCGGACGGACGUGCUGCACGGUGUUCACCGGCAUUAUCAUCGGCGCGGCAAUCACGAUCGCUGUGACGUAUCCGGUGUUACGGGACGAGUGGUUCGGCCCGGGUGAUGACGAGACGGGGGCGCGCGCCGCGUUCGUUGCCUGCUCCGACGCCGGGACGCAAUCGCCCGCGGACGUGAGCGAAGGUGCGCUCGCGAGCGGUGCGAGCAUUUUGCCGACCAAUGCGAUUUUGAGAAACGUUUCGUUGAUGACGCUGGCGAAUGUGCACUACCACUCGCCCGCGGAGCACCGGAGUCAAGGCGAGUUUUCGACGCCGAACGCGAGCGAGUCCGGAUUCGCGUGCGACGACGCGAGCGACGCGACGGGCACGGCUCGCGUCGUCGCGACGAACGGCGACGAUGUAUCGGAUGCUCGGUACGCGUUCUCAUUUUGCCAAGACGUCGCAGUUGGUGACACGAUUGAAUUGCAUUGGGUGUACUCGACGGGCGCCGCACGGACGGGCGUCUCGGAUGGUUUGUCUGGAGCGUUCGCGACGCAAAACAACCCGUAUGUGGUUGUUCGCGCGCAAGUCUUCAAAAUCACGAAUAAUCCCUCGGACGACGUCGCUGACUUGUUUGUCUCGUGGAAUACGACGUUGGUCUCGGACGCAGUUCGUUAUGUCGGCAGUACGACUGGCGACAAGUACGAUAAUGUCGAUCGAUGUUCGCCUUUCCUCGUAAUUUGGCACGUCGAUCGAGAGUGUCAUCGAGUGAGCGCUCGAUCUCUCGAUGAGAUGUGCCGCGUGAUGAAAGAUAACGGACUGUCAGACGACUUAAAGGCGCACGCGGCGCGUCAGCUCGUGCCGAGUUCCUUGACUGCUUCGGCCCUUAGCCUUUCUUCGACGUUUUACUGAAUCGAGUCGAGCGCUGAGGCGCGCCGAGUUUCAACGUUUCAAUCAACACAUGCAUUCUUUUCUUC
Molecule: messenger RNA, 959 nt
Organism: Ostreococcus lucimarinus CCE9901
Lineage: Eukaryota; Viridiplantae; Chlorophyta; Mamiellophyceae; Mamiellales; Bathycoccaceae
Gene: DCA1
Product: putative delta carbonic anhydrase (cobalt/zinc)
Exons: 1
Coding region: 1-894 (297 amino acids)
Source: RefSeq, a predicted model, not a curated record